CUACAAGACACGUCAAAAUUUCAAAACAACUUGUAAAUUCAAUUCAUAUUUGCAGGGAUCUAAAGAGAAAUGGAUAAUUUCGAAUCAUUUUAAUCUUGGCAGAAAAUUACAAUGACGAAUUUACAAGAAGUUCCAACGGAAGAACUCUUGUCGUUCCAUGAUUACCCCGUGGUACAUCAAAAUUCAAAUGUAGGGAGUAAUGCUGAACAAGCUCAAAUAAACAUUACGAUCAAUAAUGAUGAUUUCCAAGUAAAUAACUUGAAUGACGAUCCCUUGGAGAGGGAUACAGAAGAGUCGCAAAAUAAGAUAUACUCUAUAUGGUCAAUUGAAUAUUAUCAAAGAUUCUUUAAUGUUGACACGAAGGACGUUACAGAUAGACUAUUAGCCUCAGUUACACCUUUACCAGAUUAUUCACUGAGGCAUCAUAUGUUGGAAAAACCAGAUCUCUAUGGACCCUUUUGGAUUUCCAUGACUUUGAUUUUCACCAUAGCCAUUAGCGGAAACAUUUCCAAUUAUUUGCAGCACGAUGAAAGAUACCAUUGGAGAUAUGAUUUUAAACUAGUUUCUUAUGCAGCCACUGUUAUUUGGAUAUACGUCAUGCUAGUUCCUAUUUCAUUAUGGGCUUUCCUCAAGUGGUCUGUUGAAAGUCCAUUCAAUGAUGGGGAAGUAUUGAAAACUCCUGGAUUAUUAGAACUUAUUUGUAUUUAUGGGUAUUCAUUAUUUAUUUACAUUCCGGUAUCAAUAUUAUGGUCUAUACAGAUAUUGUACCUUCAGUGGAUUUUGGCUUUAUCGUCAGCUGCUUUGUCAGGAUCCGUCUUGAUGCUUACUCUGAUGCCAUCCUUGAGAGCAUCAAAGCACAAAUUAUUUUUGAUACUUAGUGUUAUAUCUUGCCAUCUAUUACUAGCUGCAGGGUUUAUGUUGUAUUUUUUUAAGGCACACGAUAAUAAAGUAGUUGUAGAAGUCUUGGCCCAAAAUGUUACUAAAGUUGUAACAGAAGUAUUAAAAUCAACUAAAGCGUCAUGAGGUAAUCAUCAUUUAUAAAGACAGUAUAUUUGUGAAAUGUUUGUGAUAGAUUAAGUGUUAAAUGUAAUGAAUUCAAUAAUAAAAAAAUUAAAAGGAAA
This is a messenger RNA of Coccinella septempunctata (seven-spotted ladybird), 1121 nucleotides long. RefSeq names its product protein YIPF1. Gene Ontology annotation, molecular function: small GTPase binding. The record is from RefSeq and is a predicted model, not a curated record. NCBI's taxonomy places the organism in Eukaryota, Metazoa, Arthropoda, Insecta, Coleoptera, Coccinellidae. Gene Ontology annotation, cellular component: Golgi apparatus; membrane. Gene Ontology annotation, biological process: vesicle-mediated transport. The transcript has 2 exons. The coding region runs from base 112 to 1023 and encodes 303 amino acids.